GGGGCUGGGCUGGGCUGGCGCUGCCCUGGCGAUGCCAGCGCUGCCAUGGCAGCCUUGGGGCCCUGCCAGCUGCUGCCCAGGUCCCUGGCUGGGAGCUCCUUUAGGCCCCGCAGCAGCAGCAGCUCGGCUCUCGGAGGAGGUGUGAGCAAAGGUGUGCCCGGGUUUGGGCAGUGCCGCAGGCCCGGGGUGSUGCUGCAGCUCUGUGUCUUGGCUGGGGCAGCAAGGACAAGUGAAAAGCUCUCUCUGUAGUGCAGCUUGGCCAGCAGUUGGAUCYACGGCAUCASAGGCCUUCWGCAGGGAUUUGUGUUUGGGACAGCUGCUCAAAGGACCCUACUCCUGCAGAAGGAUGGCUGCAAAGAAAAAGGAGGGAGUGCUGCAGAUUAACAUCACUAGCCAGGAGCUUUGGGAAGAACUGCUGUGUCUCAAAGGACUCAUUGUUGUCGACGUGUUUCAAGCCUGGUGUGGCCCAUGCAAACCAGUAGUGAAUCUGUUCCAAAAAAUCAGGAAUGAAGUUGGCAGCAAUCUCCUGCAUUUUGCUGUGGCCGAAGUUGAUUCCAUUGAUGCUCUGGAAAAAUACAGAGGACAGUGCAAGCCCSUCUUUCUGUUUUAUACAGCAGGAGAAUUAGUGGCGGUUGUGAGAGGAGCAGAUGCACCACUGCUGCAGAAGACCAUCCUGGAACAGCUGGCAGGGGCAAGGAAAGGUUUAGAACAUGGAGAGCCUGUGGUGGCUGACAAAUCCGACGAGCCCGGGAUGAUAACUGCAGCCGUGGAGCAGAUGCAGCUUUUCCAAUAAAUAAAGGAYUCCGUGUGGCGGCAGCAGCAGCAGCGGCUCCGUGUUCUCGUGUGGCGGCGCGCGGCCCCUUUAAGGCA
Molecule: messenger RNA, 870 nt
Organism: Malurus melanocephalus (red-backed fairy wren)
Lineage: Eukaryota; Metazoa; Chordata; Aves; Passeriformes; Maluridae
Gene: NME9
Product: NME/NM23 family member 9
Exons: 6
Coding region: 347-793 (148 amino acids)
Source: RefSeq, a predicted model, not a curated record